This is a messenger RNA of Symbiodinium pilosum, 192 nucleotides long. Lineage: Eukaryota; Dinophyceae; Suessiales; Symbiodiniaceae. The record is from the annotation of a GenBank genome assembly.
AUGUCUGAGGCUUUUCGGUACCCCAACGCCUGUGCAAUGCUGAACCAGGCGACGCCCCCACCAGGUACGCUGACUUGCGUGACUGCUCCCGGCGAGAUGCUGCUUCUACCGGAUGAGUGGAUUCAUGCUACGUGUGGCAUUACCGAUUUCACAGCUGCUGCUGGUGGUUGGCUGGCAUACCACACGGACUGA